CAUUUGGACAGAAACGUUCCGCGCGCGUCCGUGCAGGGAACCACGUGAGGCAGGGGCGCGUUUCCGGUGCCGGCGGCAGCUGCCAGAAUUGAAGUCCAAGCAGCUGGAGGGGGCCAUGGCCAACAGUGAGCGCACCUUCAUCGCCAUCAAGCCUGAUGGGGUCCAGCGGGGCCUCGUGGGAGACAUCAUCAAACGUUUUGAACAGAAAGGAUUCCGCCUUGUUGCUUUGAAAUUCAUGCAGGCUUCUGAAGACCUUCUCAAGGAACACUACAUUGACCUGAAGGACCGUCCAUUCUAUGCCGGUCUGGUGAAAUACAUGCAUUCAGGGCCAGUGGUUGCCAUGGUCUGGGAGGGUCUGAAUGUGGUAAAGACAGGCCGAGUGAUGCUUGGGGAGACCAACCCUGCUGAUUCCAAGCCUGGGACCAUCCGUGGGGACUUUUGCAUUCAAGUUGGCAGGAACAUUAUCCAUGGCAGUGAUUCUGUGGAGAGUGCAGAGAAGGAGAUUGGCUUGUGGUUUCAGCCUGAAGAACUGGUAGAUUACAAGAGCUGUGCCCAGGACUGGAUCUAUGAGUGACGUAAAGGCAGACCGCGGCGCUUUUCCCACUCCACUUGCCCUCUCUUCCACAGGCAGGGGACCAGGCUGUGGAAUAAGAUAGCUAUUUCCGGGGACUUAGUAUCUGGAGGAAAACUCUUGAAGCUGUGAGUGCUCCUUGUACAGUGUUAUGUGCUGCUAUCAAAUUAAAAUGUAUCAUCCCAAUUUGUUGAUUCACCGAGUUGGUGGUUUUAUAUUGCUGUAUUGCUUUGUAUUAUUAUCAUUUUUUCAUUUUCAUGUACUCUGUAUAACCUGAGGUAAUAGUGCAAAUAAUACAUAAAUUAUUUAUAACAGCCUGAGGGAUACAUACAGUGUUGCAUGUUUUGUACCCCCUUCCUCCCCCCACCCCAGUCCCAUCCACUCUUGGCACUGAGCCAGUCAACAGGCAUCUAUCCAUGAUGUGCUAGGUUGCCAAGACUGUACUCGGUGCAGAGAAUUCUUUAGAAAUAAAAAAAUUUCUGUUCUCAAGAAGCUCUCAGGGACUUAAGUGGAUGGGAAAGUGUGAGAAGUUGUAACUACUCUAAAAAUCAGAAAAGCUAUGUGGACUGUAGGCCUGGGUCCUUGGGAUGUCCUCAAAAGAAGCAGAAGAAAUCCUGUAAGUAGCUUUGAUUUCUUAAAGUAUUGAUUUGGCUGCUUUAACAGACAUAAGAUGGGAAUUUACUUCUCUUUUAUUUAAAAGUCCAAGCUGGUAGGUGGGGACGGGGGUGGGAGUGGUAAGGCUCUGAUUCUUGAGGUUGUCCAGGGACCCAGGUUCCUUCUUACCAGUCCAAGAUGGAUUACCACUCAAUGGCCACCAUCCAGCAAGUUGGGAAGGGAAAUGGAAGGGGCAUUUUCCUUUUAAGGGUACAACCCGGAAUUUACUACCUUUAUUUCCCCUCACAUCCUACUGGUCAGAAUGUGGUCACAUGGUUGUACCCAGCUACAAAAAAAAAAAAAAGAGAAACUGGAAAAUUUAG
Molecule: messenger RNA, 1548 nt
Organism: Loxodonta africana (African savanna elephant)
Lineage: Eukaryota; Metazoa; Chordata; Mammalia; Proboscidea; Elephantidae
Product: nucleoside diphosphate kinase A
Exons: 5
Coding region: 116-574 (152 amino acids)
Biological process (GO): GTP biosynthetic process; UTP biosynthetic process; CTP biosynthetic process
Molecular function (GO): nucleoside diphosphate kinase activity
Source: RefSeq, a predicted model, not a curated record